Molecule: messenger RNA, 1755 nt
Organism: Mycena citricolor
Lineage: Eukaryota; Fungi; Basidiomycota; Agaricomycetes; Agaricales; Mycenaceae
Source: the annotation of a GenBank genome assembly
ACACAUUUGGGGUGUGCGUGCUGCCCUUGCUCUUGACGGCCCAUCCACUCAGACGAACAAGCAACGCCAUCGAAAUGGGAGAGUCCAGCAGAUUCCAAAACAUUCGUGCCUACUGGGUCGCGUUCGUCGUGUACUGGGGAAUCAUCCUCUUCGGUUACGACACAGGUAUCGCGGGAGGUGUCGUGUCUGCCCACUACUUCCGCCAGCACUUCAACAUGCUCGACGCCAAGGGCCAGCCCAUCUUGUCCAAGACGAACGCAAUCUCGGCCAACGUCGUCAGUGUGCUGCAGGCGGGCGCGUUCUUCGGUGCUUUGGGAUCCGCACCCAUGUCCUCCUACCUCGGCCGCAAGCCCACGCUUGUCAUCUUCAGCGUUAUCUUCGCUAUCGGCGCGGCGCUCACCACCGCCGCCAAGUCCCCCUCGAACGGUCUCGCGAUGAUCUACGCAGGCCGAGUUAUCUCGGGUGUCGGUGUUGGUGCUAUCAGCGCUGUCGCCCCUGCGUUCGUUUCGGAAUGUGCGCCGAAGGAGUCUCGGGGUCGUAUCACCGGUAUCUUCCAGGUCACCGUGGCGAUCGGUGUCAUGAUCUCGUAUUUCAUCAACUAUGGUCUCUCACUGUCCCCGUCCCUCGCCAACUCCCCCAAAGUAUGGCAGAUCCCCUUCGGAUUCCAAUUGGCUCCGGCCGGGCUCAUGCUCCUAGGGCUGUUCACUGUUCGGGAAUCACCUCGGUACCUCGCGUCCCGCGGGAACUCGGAGCAAGCGUUGGCCAACCUGGCUUACCUCCGCAGCCUUCCGCCGACGGACGAGCGGGUUGUACACGAGCUUGCGGAGAUCGAGAGUGCCAUCGCUGAGGAGCAGGAAGCCCGACAAGGUUUGGGCUGGAAGGAGGCCUUCUUCGGGAAGGGGAACUUCAUCCGUUUCGUGAUUGCGUUCUUUAUCUUCUUCCUCCAGCAAUUCUCCGGCCAAAACUCCGUUGGAUACUAUGCUCCGCAGAUCUUUGCAAGCAUUGGCUACACGGGCUCCAAGAACUCGCUCCUCGCCAGUGGCAUCUACGGUGUCGUCAAGGUCACUGCGACCGCUAUCUUCGUAUUCACCAUGGUCGACUCGUUCGGUCGUAAGAUGUCGCUGUUCAUCUCUGCAAUGGGCAUGGGAAUCUUCUUCUUCAUCAUCGGCGCCUUACUCAAGACGUUCCCUCCGCACGCCUCGACUACUGGCGCCCCUGUGAACCCACCGCCGAGCAGCAAGGCCAUGGCUGCGAUGCUGUAUCUCUACGUCUGCUUCUACUCAAUGGGCUGGGGACCCCUUCCCUGGGUGUAUGCAUCCGAUAUCUUCCCGACUCGGACGCGGCACUAUGGCAUGGCAGUAGCCAGUGGAAGCCAGUGGCUGUGGAACUUCGUCGUGGCGCACUUCACACCAAACGCAGUCACUAAACUUGGAUUCAAGAUCUUCCUGAUGUUCGGGACGAUCAACAUCGGCGCCAUGGCUGUCUUUGCUUUGCUUAUCCCUGAGACCAAGGGCCGCUCGCUGGAAGACAUGGACAUCAUCUUCGGCGCCACCACACAGGAAGCCAGGACGGCCCAUAUCGCGGCCCGUGAGAAUGAACUGGACAGAGAGGUCACCAGUGUCCAUAAUGACGAGAAGGUUUAACCGAGUCCGAGUUUACCCUACACGCUUUGUUAUUUCCCUCACGACGUUGUAUGACUAUCUGCUUGUUCGACUGGGAACUUGUCUCAUGUAUAAUAGUAUCAUCAUCCAUCUC